Messenger RNA from Varanus komodoensis (Komodo dragon), 1401 nucleotides. RefSeq names its product transmembrane protein 25 (gene TMEM25). Gene Ontology annotation, biological process: negative regulation of excitatory postsynaptic potential. Lineage: Eukaryota; Metazoa; Chordata; Lepidosauria; Squamata; Varanidae. The record is from RefSeq and is a predicted model, not a curated record. The transcript has 8 exons. Bases 1 to 1035 code for a protein of 344 amino acids.
AUGGCUGGGCGCGGCGCGCUCUCGGCCCUGCGGUUCCUGCUGCCGCUGCUGCUGCCGCUGGAGACGCUGCUGCCGGCGCCAGGCGGCGCCGAGCCGGAGGCCGCGGGGGACGGGCGCGUCUUCUCGUGCCGGGCCGCGGCGCCCUCCCUGGCGUGGUACCUGGACGGAGUGCGCCCGCAGCGCAACGGCUCGGGUAAGCUGCUGGCCGCGGGCGAGGAGAGCGGCCGCGGCGCCUUCGAGGUGACCCUGGACCGCCAGCUGAACUGCUCCGCCACCGACCCGCGUGGCCGCGUCUCCAGCGCCUCCGUGCUCCUCAACGUGCAGUUUAAGCCCGAGCUGGUGAGGAUGGAUGCCGGCUACGCGGAGGCCAGGGAGCCGGGCCUGCUGCUGGUGCUGCUGGUGCUGGUCCAGGCCAACCCGCCAGCCAACAUCACCUGGGUGGACCAGGACGGGCAGGUGAUGGUGAGCACCUCCACCUUCCUCCUUGUGGACACCAAGACCUACCCCUGGCCCACCAACCACACGGUGCAGGUGCAGCUCAGCAGCCUGGUGCAGAACCUCUCCUCCAGCGCUGCCACGGACGUGGGCCGCACCCCCUCUUCUGUCCUGCUGCCCGCUCUCCUGGACGCCCGCAUCGAACUGCCCCUCCUGGCCCUCGUGGGAGUGAGUGUGGCGGCCCUGGGGGCUCUCCUGUGCCUUGGCGCCUGCAUCAGCUGUGUGGUCUACCAGAAGGGCAGGAAGGCCGCAGGAAUUCCGCCCCCUGCACCACCACUUCCAAGGGACUCCGAUGACCCAAGGCCAACAGCCACCCGGCUGCCACGGACAAUUAUGUCCCUCCCAUCCAACCUGCAGCUCAACGACCUCCCGCCUGAGUCCAAAGCCCAGGUCAAGGCCAGCGAUGCUCCGGCAGAGCAAGAGGGCCGCUGCGAACUGGAGGACAACCUUGCUCUCAGAGGCAGAGGUCUCGGCCAGUUCCCGCUGGUUGGAUAUAUCUACAGAGCCUCCAGUAUGAGCAGCGAUGAGAUCUGGCUGUGAGGGCUGCCACCGCACCCACAAGCCGUGGGGCAGAGGGCAGCCCUGGAGAAGCAAAGGCAACUGGCCGACUCUCCAGCCCUGCAGGAACCGCUACGGUCUUGGGAGGAGCCUCCAGAAGCCGGCUGGCCGAAGGACAGAAGGCAGCUGCUCCCCAGGCCCCAGGAAGGCCCCGCUGGCUUCCCAGGCCCCAGCUGUGCCACGGCGCCCCCUUCCAGCCAGGUGUGGCAGUGCACCUCGAGGCGCAGGAACGGCGUGCCUCCUGUUCGCGGUGCGGUGGCCGGCGUCGCUCUGCCACCUUCUUCUGCAUGGCGGUUGCAUGCCUGCCCCCUCCCACGCCAGCCCCCCAGGGCGGCCUGCACCUGCAUG